This is a messenger RNA of Durio zibethinus, 484 nucleotides long. Lineage: Eukaryota; Viridiplantae; Streptophyta; Magnoliopsida; Malvales; Malvaceae. The record is from RefSeq and is a predicted model, not a curated record.
AUGGAUGAAGACAAGCUUUGCUAUCUCUUUCGAAGUUCCGUCCCGUUUGAAGGCAAAAGCAACAUAAUAUAUAGAGCUAUAUAUAGUGCACCAAGGGAGCUCAAGAAAGCUGUGGGAGAACAUGAUGGCAAUUCAGGACUUGUUUUCCUCGUUUCUACAUUGAAGACCAAGAUUUCUGCAGCAACAAAAAAAGUCUAUUUCUCUUUUGUCUGCAUACAGAGCAUGCCUUCCUCAGAGAAAAGGUUUCUGAUGCUGAAUUACAAGACCAAGUCGAGGACAGAAGAAGGUGAAUACGAGAGGAAACAGCAUUGGUGGACAGCAGAAGAACAGCCAAUAACAUAAAGUUUAUCUACCUCUUAUUCCCAACUACUUUUUUUUUUGGCUUUUCCCUUUUUUUCCUCUUCUGUUUCUUUUUGGAUUUUCUAGAUUUCAUCCAAUUAUGUUGUAGCAAGUUGCAAGAAUAUGAGUGGUACAUGUAUAAAAU